Daphnia pulex (common water flea) is the source of this 2336-nucleotide messenger RNA. RefSeq names its product ufm1-specific protease 2-like (gene Ufsp2). NCBI's taxonomy places the organism in Eukaryota, Metazoa, Arthropoda, Branchiopoda, Diplostraca, Daphniidae. The coding region runs from base 305 to 2176 and encodes 623 amino acids. The record is from RefSeq and is a predicted model, not a curated record. The transcript is spliced from 10 exons.
CGCAGUUUCGAAAAAGCAAUUACUCAAUUAGAGACGAAGUUUCAGACAUUUUUUAUCGCAGAAAACUGAAAGGAUCACUGGUUUGAUGGAAACGUGGACGUGGCUGCAAUAAGACUGAAAGAGAAAUAGUACAAACAAAAUAAAAAUUUGGUCGUCGUGUGAACUUUGGUGUCGUGACUCCCCAUGCUCUCCACUCCAUGCUGUUUCUCAGAUCAAUAAAACUAUGAAUACUACGAAUGGAAUGAUUUUGGGAGCUUAUACAGAAGAGAUUUGCUGCCAGAGUCAGCCAUCAUAACCACUCAAUAUGCAAGUUUUUCGUGUGGAAUUGUGGCACCAGCAACAAUCUCAGGAUCAUCACUUGGAAAGCAUCCCAUGUGUAAUUGGACUCUUCAGCUCGGAUGGAUGGAGCAACUGUGGAUGCCUGGCUGAUUUCCCAGGCAUAAAGGUGGCGUUGGGGGUUAAUUGUCUUUUUGCAGAAAUAAUAGACACGGCGACCAUGUCGAUCAAAGUUGUCCUUUUAUCCACUCUCGUCAAGAGAUUGGAGAGAUACCAGGGUGAGAGCGCAGUCUUAUAUGGCAUUAAAUCGGUCAAAACUGUGACAGUCGUGACGUUCCUCAAUCAACAGAAGGACGAUGAAAACUACGAAAAUAUACUGCCCGCUGGGCUAGAGAGAAUUGGAGCCUUUGGUCACAGACUGGAUGAAAUCAAUUCUGAUAAUGAUGUAGCUUUGAUUCAAGACGAGAAAUUGAAGUGCUACGUACAAGACAAAGAUGAUACUUUCAAGAAUGUUCCUUUCAAAACCGUGGAGAGUGUUGACCUGGCCACGCUGAGAAUACAGACAAAAAUUGCUGUACAGCUUUCGGCAAAGGAAGAAGAAACAGAUGGAUUCCUCGACAAGCUCUUGGACAAAAUCAAUUCUGAUGCAGCUUCAUUUGUGAUGGACAAGUCUAGGGUUGUGCUCUCAUGCAGCGGUGACAAAUCAAUACUGCAUGGGGCUCCACAAGAUGUCAACGUUGAAGAACUUACUACAUACAUUCAAGAAGAAGAGGAUGAAGAAAAUGUCAAGGCCAAGAAAAGAUCUGUCGACAAAGAUGUCACUCUGCUCUUCAAGCUGUUCUGGUCAACCGUUCCAGAAGAUGCAUCUACAGGUGUUCCACAGUGUGCACCCCUGAUCUAUCAUCAGCGAAGAAGUAGUAUGGUGUUCUGCCUCUCCUUUGAUACAAUCUCUGUAGUUCCUUGGUCUGACCCGGCAGAAAAUAUUGGGCCAAUUCUCUGCAUGGCCAUGACGCGCCAACUCAAACUCAUCAUGGAAGAUUUGAAGGAACAGCAACGUCACACAUCUAUCCGAAACAUCGAAAUCCCCAAAAUAUUCCAUUUUUAUCCCGAAUCAUUGCAGCAUUACGUUACGUUAGUCUAUCAUCCGCAGAGGAGUGAAAAAUCUUUAGAGGAUUACAGGAAAGAAGUCCACCAGUGGCUUGAUUUGCCACUGAUCCGCCCGGUGUUCAAACGUGGAAACAAGCACUGGUUCCAAGAGGAUUACGAAAACAAUCGCCAGUUGAUCAACACGCAUAUGGGUCUCAACUUGUCUGGUAGCGAUGUCGCUCUUGUUCAGGGUAGAUACGCUUACCAUCACUACAUGCAAGAUAAUUUCGACGAUAACGGCUGGGGUUGCGCUUAUAGAUCACUCCAGUCCAUUAUAUCUUGGUUCCGGCUCCAGGGGUAUGCGGAUCGCACGGUUCCAACACAUCAAGAAAUCCAGCAGUGUUUGGUAGAUAUUGGAGACAAACCACCUAGUUUCGUGAAAUCUAGACAAUGGAUUGGAUCAAUGGAAGUUUCAUUUUGCCUUCAGACGCUGAUCGGAGUCGAAUCGACUAUUCUUAAUGUGUCGAGUGGCGCCGAAAUGAGUUCAAAAGGACGGCAACUAGCCGAACAUUUCCGGACUCAUGGAACACCCAUCAUGAUCGGCGGUGGCGUUCUGGCCCACACCAUAAUUGGUAUCGAUUAUAACGAAGAUACGGGUGACGCACGAUUCCUCAUAUUAGAUCCGCAUUACACUGGAGGUGAAGACUUGCGAGUUAUUCAGAACAAGGGAUGGUGCAACUGGAAACCGUCGAGUUUCUGGAAAGCCGAUUCCUUCUACAACAUGUGCCUGCCACUAAGACCCACCACUUUUUAAAAAGAGAUGAAAUGUUUGGGUGGUAUUUAUCAACAUUGUUUCCUCCCGCCUCCGCAGGAAAUGUUAAUUGUUGCUUCCAUAUUGAAAUUUUUUCUUUAUUGGCUUGGUGCUGUUUAAUCUUUUAAUAAAUCCAUAAAGGUGGGCAAGUUUAUUUGGGUAA